Messenger RNA from Macadamia integrifolia, 918 nucleotides. RefSeq names its product receptor-like protein 9DC3. The record is from RefSeq and is a predicted model, not a curated record. Gene Ontology annotation, molecular function: protein binding. The coding region runs from base 1 to 918 and encodes 305 amino acids. Lineage: Eukaryota; Viridiplantae; Streptophyta; Magnoliopsida; Proteales; Proteaceae. The transcript has a single exon.
AUGUUAGAUGUUGGGAACAACCAGUUGAGCGGUACCUUCCCCUUCUGGAUGGAAAGCCUAUCCCAGUUGCGUGUUUUGAUUUUGCAAUCUAACAAAUUCUAUGAUCCCAUUACACAACAAUCAAUGGAGGCUGCUGAUUCUCAAUCUCCCUUCCCAAUGCUACAUGUGUUUGACAUCUCUCUAAACAAUUUUACAGGAAAGUUGCCACUGGAAUAUAUUUGUCAACGGAAAUCAAUGUUGGUUACAGAUGUACCUCAACUGGCCCAUUAUAUAGUUGGAAGUUCUGGCUAUCAAGUUACACUCGAGAUUGUAAUCAAGGGAAUAAGUUUGAAGAUGGAGAAGGUCAUAGAAACAUUCACCGCCAUAAAUCUUUCUUACAACAAGUUUCGAGGAGAUAUGUUAGUCUCAAUUGGGGAACUUAAAGCACUCAUGGGGCUCAAUUUAUCUGCAAAUGACCUCACAGGACAAAUUCCAUCUUCACUUGCUCGGUUGAGCAGGCUUCAAUCCCUGGAUUUUUUCAGAAAUAGCUUAUCAGGGGAAAUCCCCCAACAAUUGGGACGCCUCACAUUUCUUGAAGUUUUAAAUCCGUCUCAAAACCAUAUACCACAAGGCAACCAAUUUGAAACAUUCUCAAUUGCUUCAUAUGAAGGGAAUGAGGGAUUAUGUGGAUUUCCAUUACCAAAAAGAUGUGGAAUAAUAGAAAGAGCACUACCUCCAGCUUCGACACUUGAAAAACAAGAAGAAGAUUCAACAAGUUUACUUGAUUGGAGAUUUGUGAUUGCAGGGUAUUGUUUUGGAGUGACAAUUGGGUUGGUGAUUAGACAAACUAUGUUUAGGAGGAUCAUUGAAUGCUUCAAGUUAACAUCAAAUUCAAAUCAAAGCGAAGGUCAAAGAAGAGCAAAAGGUAUGGAAGAGUAA